This is a messenger RNA of Brugia malayi, 1197 nucleotides long. RefSeq lists its product as uncharacterized. Bases 1 to 1197 code for a protein of 398 amino acids. Gene Ontology annotation, molecular function: transporter activity. The transcript has 9 exons. Gene Ontology annotation, biological process: transport. Lineage: Eukaryota; Metazoa; Nematoda; Chromadorea; Rhabditida; Onchocercidae. The record is from RefSeq and is a predicted model, not a curated record.
AUGGUGAAUGGAACGAUGAUAGAUGAUUUGUUCCUUCGUUCCACGUUUGCUCGUGGCAUCGCUGGAUUUUUCACUUGGGCAGCUCUUAUCAUUACUUCUUAUCAGAUCUACCAACAUUUACGAUGGUAUACUUGCCCAGUUGAACAGCGAUGGAUUGUGCGUAUUUUAUUUAUUGUACCUAUGUAUUCAUUAGAUUCGUGGCUGAGUCUACUUUUUCUUUCUAACAACGUAUAUGUCUAUUUCAAUGCCAUUCGCGAUUGUUAUGAAGCGUUCGUUAUAUACAGUUUCUUGAGUUUAUGCUAUGAAUAUCUUGGUGGUGAAAGUAACAUAAUGGCUGAAAUAAGAGGGAAACCGAUUCGGCCAACUACUUACUACACAUGUACAUGUUGUUUAGCGGGCAAGCAAUAUACAAUUGAAUUCUUGCGCUUUUGCAAGCAGGCAACACUCCAGUUUUGUAUUAUCAAGCCAUUGAUGGCUACACUUACCGUUAUUCUAAUGAUUCUAGGGAAAUACGAAGAUGGAAACUGGAGUGGUGAUCAAGGCUAUCUUUAUAUAACUAUUGUGUACAACGUCUCUGUCUCUUUGGCUCUUUACGGUCUAUUUUUAUUCUAUACAGCUACACGUGACUUGCUUUCACCAUACCGACCUGUUUUAAAGUUUCUCACUGUUAAAUCAGUUAUUUUUCUCUCUUUCUGGCAAGGUUUCUUGCUUGCUGUUCUUGGUUCUACUUCGGCUAUUGAUCCAAUUUACGAUGCGAAAGGUUAUGAGGUUAUAUCCCGUGGCACUGUUGCUGCGGCUUGGCAAAAUUUUUUUAUUUGUGUUGAAAUGUUUUUCGCAGCGGUGGCCUUAAGAUAUGCUUUUAGCAUUAGUGCAUACAUCGACCCUAACACAGUGCUGAAUGGUGGUGUUGGUGGGCGACCGGUCACUCUGCAAAGUAUUAGCAGCUCGCUGAAAGAAACAAUGAAUCCUAAGGAUAUUAUGCAGGAUGCAAUCCAUAACUUCCAUCCACAAUACCAGCAGUAUACACAGCAUUCAAAUCCGACUCGAUCGGGAACUGUUGAAAUAGUGCCAGGAGAUGGACGGCGUUUGGCCGCUUCGUCAAGCGGCCAAAUGGGAGGAGGUUAUUCAAGCAUGGCGCACACUGGUGCUAACGGAGUAAGUACUCCAACUACACCGCCAAAUGCCAGUGAAUGGUAA